AGGCGCUCCGUGAAAAACUAGGAAGACUAAUAGAAACAUUUGGGGUCCUACCACAGCUACUGCGACUACAACGUGAGAGCCAUGCCGAAGUCGAAGAGGGAUAAGAAAAUAUCUUUAACGAAAACAGCCAAGAAGGGGCUGGAAUUGAAACAGACUUUAAUUGAAGAGUUGCGGAAAUGUGUGGACAUAUACAGAAACGUUUUCAUCUUCUCUGUGGAAAACAUGAGGAACAACAAAUUGAAAGACAUAAGGACAUCGUGGAAACACAGUCGGUUCUUCUUUGGGAAGAACAAAGUCAUGAUGAUUGCUUUGGGUAGAGGACCAACAGAUGAAUACAAGGACAACCUACAUAAGGUCAGCAGAUUCCUUAAAGGAGAAGUUGGCGUCUUGUUCACAAAUAAAACGAAGGAAGAGGUGCAAGAAUAUUUUGACAACUUCAAAGAAACAGACUACGCCCGGGCAGGAAACGUAGCACAGAUGGCUGUGACCCUAGAUGAGGGGCCACUGGAGCAGUUCCCACACUCAAUGGAGCCCCAGCUACGACAGUUAGGGCUGCCCACAGCCCUGAAGAAAGGAGUGGUCACUCUCAUUAAAGACUAUGAGGUAUGCAAAGAUGGAGACACGUUGACACCUGAACAGGCUCGCAUUUUGAAACUCUUUGCAAUUGAAAUGGCAGAAUUCAAAUUGACGAUAAAGUGCAUGUGGAACUCUGAGACGGGAGACUUUAAGAAGCUAUCAGAAGAGAGUGAGAGUAUGCAAGACAAGGAGGACAUGGAAGACGAUGAUGGGAGCGAAUAAAAUGGACAUUCAACAUGUUUAAGACAUUAUCUCCUCCCCCCCCCCCUCUUCAAUUUUAUUUUGUUUCCUGCCUUAUUGCAUUUGACAAAAUAUCUGGACUUGUCUGGACUGUGGAACAUGUGAGGACAUUUGCUGGGAGCAGUGUUUGAGAUUCCCACUAAUGUAUGAUUAUUAUGUGUAAAUUCCAAUCUUGAAACGGCAAAGGAUGAUUUGUAACUGUCAAACUGUCAUAAAUACAUUAAAAUAUAAUGUAGACAGGUCA
This is a messenger RNA of Alosa sapidissima (American shad), 1060 nucleotides long. It is a transcript of the gene mrto4, whose product is annotated as MRT4 homolog, ribosome maturation factor. The transcript has 8 exons. The coding region runs from base 82 to 798 and encodes 238 amino acids. Gene Ontology annotation, biological process: nuclear-transcribed mRNA catabolic process; ribosomal large subunit assembly; ribosomal large subunit biogenesis. Gene Ontology annotation, cellular component: preribosome, large subunit precursor; nucleolus. Lineage: Eukaryota; Metazoa; Chordata; Actinopteri; Clupeiformes; Clupeidae. Gene Ontology annotation, molecular function: RNA binding. The record is from RefSeq and is a predicted model, not a curated record.